AUGGCUAAUGCCGGAUUAUCUGCUAAACAAGAGAAGGCUGACCGAAUAGAGAAGAUAAAACAAGAGGUUGCUGAGAUGGUUAAGCAGCAGAUUCCAUAUAUGAAAUCAAAAGCUGAGCAGCUAGCUGCAAAUUCUGAUGAUUUUCAGGAAGCUGGUCCAGAAGUGAAAGAAGUCCUGAAACGCAAAUACAACAUCGAUGAUGCACUGGGAAAUAAGAUUUGUGAUUUAUAUGACCUUUAUGUUGAGAGAAUAGAUGAGGAUUCAGGUCCACCCAUCAGAAGGCUGUAUCAAGAGCUUGUGGUAUUGUGGCCUAGUGGAUUUAUGGAUACUGAUGGAAUCAAACGUGCUAUAUACCGAGUGAAAGAAAGGAGAGGUCUGUGCAUCCCGGCAAAGGAUCGAGAGAAAAUCAAGAACCAGAAAGUCUUGCCUCCAAAACGAAAGGACGCCACUAAUGCUUCUCAAUCCUCACAUAAUCGCGAAAAAACACUCUCAGAUUCCCUUUCUCCUUUGACCAAGAAGCCAACCUUCAGCGCUCGUAAACCAGUUGCCUUAGCACACGGCCCAAAAGCCGACAAACGGAAUCAAGAGAAGGCGAAAGGAAGUUCCAGUGGCAAUCCUAAUCCUGUGGAUGCAGUGGCAUCAAAUUCUUUGCCGAGUAAAAAACUGAAAAAGAAACCGAAUUUGGAGGUUGUAGAGACUCAGGUUCGGCUCGAGAAGCUGGCGCUGUCAAAGGUGGAUGAGAGGCCCAAACUCCAGAAGCACGUGGCGCAGAGUAGUACCUCUAAGUUUGCAUAA
Messenger RNA from Striga asiatica, 795 nucleotides. The record is from the annotation of a GenBank genome assembly. Lineage: Eukaryota; Viridiplantae; Streptophyta; Magnoliopsida; Lamiales; Orobanchaceae.